UAGAUGUGGCCAUCAGUCUCGCAGUCACUAUCUCUCUCCCCCCUUCCAACACAGCCCCCAACCCACCAGUCCAUAUUCGCCCCCAUAACUUCAAAGCAUACUGCAGACCCUCGAUUUGGACACCAUGGAUUCGCACGAUAAUGGCGGCUCGCCCCCCUCUCGUAAGCGGAAAGGUUCAGAUUCAACCGUACCUAUCCGCCUAGCAAAGCGCCCUCGAAGCAAUUCUGAACUCCAGUCCGCACUACCUACACGACAAGCCUCCGCUACUCUAGACGGACUUCCCCUAGAGCUAAGAAUGAUGAUCGUCGAACACCUGGAGGAAGCUCCUGCUCCAGCAAAAGGGAAUGGACAAGGUGGCUCUCCACGAUCUCGGCAGUAUGCCUGGAUGAAACUCUCCAUGUCCUCUCGGCGCGAUAUCCUGAACAUACGUCAACUAUCGCGCGGUUUGUGGGACGCCAGCUGGAAGUCUUUCGGCAAGCUGCUGGGUGAUCUCCAAUUCCGCGUCAUCCCAGACGAUAUUGAAGACUUAGCCCGCAUUUCUUCUAUCCCUCAGCUUACCCCUUAUAUCACCCAUCUCUCCUUUGGGACGAGCGGCUUCGAGAACUGGCAACACGCUCGCGUGAUGGACGAGAAGCGCGGCGGCAGUCAAAGCAUCCUCAGCUUCCUCAAGACGAUAGCAUCGCUCAUUCCAGCCUCCAUCGUAGAGUGCAUACCCGCUUUCCGCCUGCUCAUCAAGAAGUACGAAGUAGCGUGCCAUGGACAGUUCUACUUCAUGAACUCCGAGUACGGCUCCAACACGUUCGCCGCAGCGCUCAAGGCCCUCCCUCGCCUUCGCUCCAUCAGAAUCGACUCCGCAGACUGGAUCGGCGAGGACAAGACCCACCUCCGCGGCUGGCUGGACCAGGAAGCUGACCGCGCCCUCUUCGACAAGAUCUGGGAGCUCAUCCUCCCGCGCCUCCCCAAGCGUUCGAAAGCGAAAGAAAAGGCUUCAAAGCUCGAGCCGACGACUUACAGCAUCUAUGCAUCCCACCGCGGCGAGGCUACCGCCGCCACGAUGCGAAUCACGCGCGCAAUCGAAGCCUCCGGGACGAAACUGGAAGAACUGACGCAGGUCUGGGGCGAGCCCGAAAUGAUAGACGCUCCCCCACUCCGCGCUAUCCCCUUGCUCUGCCGCUUCCAGGACCCCGCAAACUCGCUCUUCCACCUCCACACCCUUCGCAUACAAGUUGAUUUCUCUACCACACCCCAGUGCAACGACUUCGAUGCCCUCACCUCACUCUUACUCAAGUCGUCUGCCCUCAAGCACCUCAACCUCACCUUCCGCGGCCCCGACUCACGCAUGCGGCGACUACACCCCGAGCUCGCCCGCGACGUCGUGCCGCUCGCCGAAGCGCUCCUCGCGACGCCGUCGGAGCUCGAGAGUUUGAGCGUUAUGCUGGAGGGCAAGGCGACGGAGCAGUAUCUGCUGGACCUCCUGACGACGCACAAGGGGAGCUUGAAGGCUGUCGUGCUGGAGCAGAUUGUGCUGGUGGAGGGGAGCUGGGUUUCGCUGCUUGAGCGGCUUGAUGAGGAGUGCGAGAAGUUGGAGUAUGUGAAGCUGCAGGGAGUAGAUCGGAUGGGGGAGGAUGGUGAGGUGGUAGGUUGGAGGAGGCUUGGGAGUGAGCUGGAGGCGUUGGCGUCGCAGGGGACGAGGUUCCGGGUUGAGUGGUUGAAGUUCUAGAUAAUGAGGCAAGGGCUACUUUGCAGGUAGAGUAUGCCACUAAGCCGUGGACCUGGGCACUCGGGCUCCACUUUUGUUGGCUUGAUACCACUGGAAGGCGUGGCUCAGCUGAGAAGUAGCUGGUUUGUCCAAGGGAUGCCCAAUUUCCAUCGCAUGUGGAAUAGGACAAUAGGAAAGAGUGUGGUUCUAAAAACUGCUCGUAAGCGUUGGGAAGAGUGAAUCUGGGAUCGAACAUGCAGGUGUGAGAUAC
Molecule: messenger RNA, 1970 nt
Organism: Mytilinidion resinicola
Lineage: Eukaryota; Fungi; Ascomycota; Dothideomycetes; Mytilinidiales; Mytilinidiaceae
Exons: 1
Coding region: 125-1720 (531 amino acids)
Source: RefSeq, a predicted model, not a curated record